AUGGAGAAGCUGUUGACGCCCCUUGUGGAUGCUAUCAAAAAGAAGAAGAAAGUAACAUUCUUUCUUGGUGCUGGCGUGUCCACGUCAUGUGGUAUUCCUGACUUCAGAAGCCCCAAGACGGGUCUCUAUGCCAAUCUAAAGAAGUUGAAUCUUCCCCAUCCCGAGGCAGUAUUCGAUAUCGACUUUUUCCGGGAGAAUCCUAAGCCUUUUUAUAGUUUAUGUGAGGAAUUAUAUCCGGGAAACUUCCUUCCUUCUAAGUUUCAUUUUUUGCUUAAGCUCUUUGAGGACAAAAAGCUCUUGAAGAGAAUUUACACGCAAAAUAUCGAUACUUUAGAACGGAUUGCUGGUGUUUCUUCUGAUUAUAUUGUCGAGGCUCAUGGAUCUUUUGCAGAUAAUCACUGCAUUGACUGUAAUCGACAAAUGUCGGUUGAUGUAUUGAAAGAACAGAUGUCCCAGAAAGAAAUUAACAACGGUAUUCCUAAAUGCCCCAAAUGCAAAGGCCAUGUGAAGCCAGAUAUUGUCUUUUUUGGAGAGAUGUUACCUAAGCGCUUUUCUGAAUUGUGGGAUAUAGAUUGUGAUGAAGUAGAAGUAGCCGUGGUUGCUGGAACUUCUCUCACCGUAUAUCCAUUUGCAAGCCUUCCAUCAGAAGUAGCCGAAGACACAUUAAGAGUUUUAGUCAAUAAUGAAGUUGUGGGAGAUUUCGAUCAGGAGCUGGAAAAUGAUAUUGUGCUUCAGCUGGACUGUGACACCAUUGCACAAUUAUUGGCAGAAGAAUUAGACUGGCAUGUGGAGUUAGCUGACCUAAUCACCGCUGCCACGGAAGAGUUUGAGAAGCGCAAGACAAUAAGCAAGUCAGAAUCAGCUCAAGAGAGAGCGGAGGAAAUUGCAAAGGCCGUCAGAGAUGCUGGAAGGAAUCCAGAGAAAUCAGAGAAAUCAGCAGAAGCAGAGAACUUAAGGAAAGAUCCCAAAACGAAUGCGUCUGGCGAUAAAAACUCAGAUACAGAGGAAUUGGAGAAGAAGUUAGACAAGCUUGAUCUUUCAAAUAUCUAG
Messenger RNA from Sungouiella intermedia, 1050 nucleotides. Lineage: Eukaryota; Fungi; Ascomycota; Pichiomycetes; Serinales; Metschnikowiaceae. The record is from the annotation of a GenBank genome assembly.